AGCCAGGUGAGGUCCCCCUUCGUGGUUUCCUCCUCUUCCCCUGCGACUCUGGGCAGCGCCCGCGGGAUCGCCCGCCUCCUCCUCCUGGAUCCGGCGAGAAAGGUGCGUGGUUUCCCCAAAUCUAGCGCCUCUACCCGAUCCCCUCGCGGCCAUUCCCAUGAUUCGAGUAGUUGACCUUUGAAAAUUCCGCAAGAUGGGUCGUGGUGUUAGCAGUGGGGGUGGCCAGAGUUCCUUGGGCUACCUCUUUGGUGGCGAUGAAGCACCAAAAUCAGCUGAAAAGCCUGCACCUGUUCAAAAGUCAGCACCUUCAUCCUCUGCAGAGAAAUUAAAAGAUAUCCCAGCUGGUAUUCAAAGUAGUAAAGCAAACAAUUACAUAAGAGCUGAAGGACAGAACUGCGGAUAUUUCCUUACGGAUCGUACUUCAACCAAGGUACAAGCUGCUCCAGGUGGUGGUUCUUCACUUGAUUAUCUUUUCAGCGGCAGCAAGGAUGGCAAGUGAUGCUCACCAGUGUGAAUUGGAAGAAAGGUUCCUGUUUAACAAAAACAUGUAUCCUCAUGAGUAGCUAUCAAACUGCUCAUGAUAUAUUACUUGGAUUGCUUGUAUGUGUGUACGUGUUUUAUGUGUUCGUGUAUAUGUGUUGAUCAGCAGCUAUUGGUGCUGAGAGCUGACCUCUAUCCCUACCCUUCGUGGCCUUCAAUGCGUUGAUGGAAUUGGUUUUUAUGACUUUGUUGACGUUUAUUGCGAGUGUUGUUUUGAUGUAUAAAACAGUACUAGUUGUGUUGUACCGGACAUGUAACAUGUUUGUUGCUCAAUGUUCAUUGUUGUAGUAAAAAUGUCUGUUGUCCUCUA
This is a messenger RNA of Phragmites australis (common reed), 850 nucleotides long. Its product is annotated as protein SPIRAL1-like 3. Gene Ontology annotation, cellular component: cortical microtubule, transverse to long axis. Lineage: Eukaryota; Viridiplantae; Streptophyta; Magnoliopsida; Poales; Poaceae. Gene Ontology annotation, biological process: cortical microtubule organization. The coding region runs from base 194 to 499 and encodes 101 amino acids. The transcript has 3 exons. The record is from RefSeq and is a predicted model, not a curated record.